Molecule: messenger RNA, 927 nt
Organism: Triticum turgidum subsp. durum (durum wheat)
Lineage: Eukaryota; Viridiplantae; Streptophyta; Magnoliopsida; Poales; Poaceae
Source: the annotation of a GenBank genome assembly
AUGGGUGAGGAGGUGCAGGCCAGACCGGCAGCGUGGGGAGGAGCAGUGAGCCAGGAGCCAGGGAGAGGCCAACAUCGGGGACAAGAAGCAGCGAGGCCAGCGGUCCGUCGGGGUGGUUUGGAGGGAGAGGGAGAGGGAGGAGGUCGGCCACGAGAGAAGGAGCAGGCCGGCCCUGCUUCGUCAUGGAGGAUGUCCAGCUGCUCGUCCUCCUCCGCCUCUUCUCCAAGCGUCCAUCCUAUCGCAACUCAGCUUCAGAAUUGGGUGCGUAUGAACAAUGCAAUGGAGGUUAUGUUAAUUCCUAGAGUCUUCUAUGUUCUUUUGUCUCCUGGUGAUUACUUCGAGUGGCUAUGUGAGGUUUUUCAGUUUUCGACUCUAUGCAAUUCUUGGUGCAAGGGCCCCCGCUUCCUUGUUGUGACGUUGCAGCCUUACUGGCCCUUCUGCAGGUAUGUACAAGCGCCUCUGGCAUACCCUCGAGAAAGAAAGCGAAGGAUAAAUGGAGGCCAAGGAUGGUUGCCGUUUUUUGUAUAUUGUGAUGGCUUCAACCCUGAAACAAGAAUAGAAGGGAGCCUGAGAACACUCAGCUUGUGCCAUGGGUCAUCCAACUUCUUGUUUAUUAGGCUACUGUUUGAUAAAAUGUUUCCUGACGUCCGGACCGGUCAUACUUUUGCAAGGUUAGAUGUGUUCUUAUUGAUGCACUUCAUUGCUUCUUGCUACAUGCUCUGUUUGCUUUGUUUCAUGGCCUAUCACUUGUUCUUGUCUGGUGAGAUUAUGAUACAUGCGAGGAUUGUUGUGUCCAACCUGCACAAGAAUGCCAAGAAAUCCUCAGAGACGUGUUCAAAAAUUAUGGGCUGUGGAUGCAGGAUUAAGGACAUGUACCUGCACUACAACGAGAGAUCUGGGCUGCUUCUUUGUGGCUUCCAAACUUGA